AUGUCAUCUGCAGGUUGCUUUCAAUGUUCCAAGCGUCGUAUCAUCUGUGACAAUACAGAGCCGACGUGCAGGAAAUGUCAGAAGAAGGGAAUUGAAUGCUCUGGUCCUGGCAGGAUUCGGUUUUCCAAUGGUGUCGCCCAGCGGGGUCGAUUAAAAGGAUGCACUAUUCCAGUGGCGGACCCGUCGCCCGGGCCGGCGCUUGAAGCCCAUACACAAGCUGCAGCGUCGGUGCCAUGUAAAAUCAGGUGGAAAAAUGACCAGCCGGUGAAUACCCCAAGGAAAAAUGCUAAACGUGUAGCAGCAGCAAAUGCGGCUGGUUCAAACACGCGUCAAGCAAUCAAUAUCCCUACUCCGAGCAACGGGGACGCGAUACCUGCAUGUGCUGAAACCUUGGAUCAAAAUGACACCGAUGAUAUCGAUGAACAAAUCAAUCGCCCUUCUGAAAAGGCAUCUGUUCCUGCGGCUGGGACAAUCCACCCGUGGCUUGCCCCUUUGAAUUCUCAGACCCGCAUGUUGAUGUCGCACUUCGCAGAGCAAGUCGCUCCUGUUAUGGUUUUUCUGGAUCAUGUUUCCAAUGGGUAUCGCGAUGUUCUACUGCCCCUAGCAUGCGAAGAUGAACUCGUGCAACGCGCUGUCGGUGUAGUAGCGGCACAGCAUUUGGCCUUGCAUAGCCCUUCCUAUCAAGCAAUUGCCGAUCAUGGCCGGGCUGCAUUGAUAUCUCGAUUGUGCCGAGACUCAACGUCUCCUGAUCGCGUGUUCAACACAUCUACGUGGGCAACUCUGAUUGUUCUGCUCGUUGGGGAGACUAUCACGGGCAGCUCGGAAUAUGGCCACCUUCUGCAGACCUUGAUGUGCUUGUUUCAAAAUGCUGAUCGAAUUGCGCCCUCUUCUGCGUGCAGUUUUCUCAGUCAGCAAACCCACAUGUUUGAAUUUCUCGGUCAACCCCUACUCGGUGAACACCAAGGGGUGAAUGUAUUGAGCUUUCCACUCGAGAAUUACCUCGACUGGACGUAUUACGAUCUCCCUUCAGAUUCUGAACAUCAUCAGGUGCUCCAUCUCUCGAGAAUGGCUUUCAUCAAAGCUUCCCAGAUCUAUCUCGGUCGAGUGACGUCUACUCAAGACCAAUGGCAGCUCUUGGAGAGUCUGAAGCAGUUAGUUUCUCAGAUCGAACCCGAUCAGAUGGGUUCUCAUGCUCUUGUGUGGGUCUGCUUCAUUGCGGCGGCAGACAGUACAGAUCCGGAGCAUCGAAUGUUUUUUGUUGAUAGGAUGAACCGUAUCUUUGCCAAGACAAAGUUCCAGAACAUCUCUGCAGCCGUGCAGGCACUUCCUGCGAUCUGGUCCCAACAAGGCUCGUCGCGAUGGACGAAGAGUCUUUCACGACUGGCCCCUACAUUGAUUAUGUGA
Messenger RNA from Penicillium atrosanguineum, 1404 nucleotides. Its product is annotated as Zn(II)2Cys6 transcription factor. Lineage: Eukaryota; Fungi; Ascomycota; Eurotiomycetes; Eurotiales; Aspergillaceae. Gene Ontology annotation, molecular function: transcription cis-regulatory region binding; DNA-binding transcription factor activity, RNA polymerase II-specific; zinc ion binding. The transcript has 3 exons. Gene Ontology annotation, biological process: positive regulation of transcription by RNA polymerase II. The record is from RefSeq and is a predicted model, not a curated record. The coding region runs from base 1 to 1404 and encodes 467 amino acids. Gene Ontology annotation, cellular component: nucleus.